Aureobasidium vineae is the source of this 273-nucleotide messenger RNA. The record is from the annotation of a GenBank genome assembly. NCBI's taxonomy places the organism in Eukaryota, Fungi, Ascomycota, Dothideomycetes, Dothideales, Saccotheciaceae.
AUGCCGCCGCGCGAGGCCCCCUGGCGCAGCGAUCCAAAUGGAGUCUCCCACCUCGGCCCAGACGGAGUACUACGCUCACUAAACGCCGACCACACCGCCGUACUGGACUUCCGUCGCCUGUCGCCCGAGGAACUCAAGGAGUUGGCGGCGCCUAUGGGCCAGGCAACUCUUGAUGCGUUGGUUGGUGUCGAUGGCCGCGAUGUUAUUGAUGAAGCACAGUUGUGGGCUGUUCCCGCACAAGAAAAGUGGUUGAGUAACACGACUGCCAGAUAG